Messenger RNA from Exophiala xenobiotica, 3658 nucleotides. RefSeq lists its product as uncharacterized. Gene Ontology annotation, molecular function: FAD binding. The transcript is spliced from 5 exons. Bases 616 to 2415 code for a protein of 599 amino acids. NCBI's taxonomy places the organism in Eukaryota, Fungi, Ascomycota, Eurotiomycetes, Chaetothyriales, Herpotrichiellaceae. The record is from RefSeq and is a predicted model, not a curated record.
CUUGUUUGAAGCCGCAUUACGCCCAGUGAAAUUGCUGAACGUCAUACGGAGAUCACGGUACACUGUCUGCCUACCACAAGGGUCAGAUACUCUACGCGAUACAGAGUACUGAACGACAUGUAAGGAGCAUAACUGGUCUCAACCCAUGGAUCUCGUUUUCGGACGCUGUCUGAGCGAGCAUAGAUACCGAUCAAUGGACAGAAAGAAUGAAAUCCUGUAGCCAUACCACAAUCGACUUAAGGCAAUCAGCUCAGGGACGAUUCAGCAUUUUGAGGUCUACAAGUCCAGGCCGGGACCAUCCCUGCGAGCGGGAUUGACCCUAUUGGUAACAGUUUCAAUCCCCGGAACCGUUCCGGCUUUUUGGGGACGGAGGUCAAGGCGGGGACGACUCAAUACUGUUUCCAUUGUAGCUCGGCACCUUCAAGGUCAUCAGCAAUCGAGCGCAGACGACAGUGCCGUUUACAAUUCCCGUUCUAUGUGUCCGGCUCGCCGGUGCUCAUCUGGGACCAGCCGCGGUUUGCUACCUGACGUGUACAGCCCGAGGCCCAUGGUAUAAAUCUUUGAACGAUUCUUGUCAGCUCGUUCCACAUUCUCGUGAGUGGUAUCAAAGACAAGAUGGUUGAGACUGUGGACGUGCUCAUCUGUGGCUCCGGCUCUGCUGGUCUCUGCGCGGCAUUAUGGCUGUCGAUCUUUGGCAUCAAAUCUGUCAAGGUUCUUGAGCGACGGCAAGGUCCUAUGACGAUGGGGCAGGCCGACGGCGUACAAUGUCGGACGGUUGAGGUUUUUGAGAGUUUUGGCAUUGCUGAAGAGCUUCUUCGCGAGGCGUACCACGUCCUUGAAGUGGCAUUCUGGUCGCCAGACGGAAAAGGUGGUCUGCACCGCAAGGGUCGCACGGCUGACACUCAACCUGGUCUCAGUCAUCAGCCUCAUGUCAUUUUGAACCAGGCAAGAAUCAACGGGCUGCUGCUGGAAGCUAUGCGGAAGGCCAACGGUCAGGAAGUUGACUACGGAUAUUCUGUCAAAAGCGUUGAGAUAGAUCCAGAAUUGGCAAACGACCACAGCUCAUAUUGCACCACAGUGGUCGCCGAAAAGGACGGGAAGGAUCAUAUCUUUAAAGCCAAGUACGUCCUGGGAUGCGAUGGUGCCCACAGCAAGGUGCGCAGGUCUUUAGGGUACCAAAUGGUUGGCGAUACAACCGAUGCAGUCUGGGGAGUAAUGGACAUCUAUCCUCGAACAAACUUUCCUGACAUUCGACGAAAAUCGACAGUCCAUUCCGAUUCUGGUAUGAUCCUGAUCAUACCACGAGAAGGUGGCUCACUGGUACGCUUCUACAUCGAGUUCCCGGCCGGUACGAACGUGAAGGAAGUCAAGCUUGAAGACCUGCAUAAGAAAGCUCAACAGGUCUUCAGGCCGUUUACGAUGGACUUCUCCGAAACAUAUUGGUGGUCGUGCUAUUGCAUUGGGCAACGACUUGCAGACCAUUUCACCAAGGAUAAUCGUAUCUUCUUGACAGGUGAUGCUUUUCAUACACAUUCACCCAAAGCCGGCCAAGGGAUGAACGUUAGCCUUCAGGACGGAUACAACAUCGGCUGGAAGCUGAGUCUGAUACUGAAGGACAAAGCCACUCCAGAGUUACUCAAAACAUACGAUCUCGAACGUGGCAAAACAGCAGCCGACCUCAUCGAUUUUGACAGAUGGUUCACGAAAUUGUUCGCCUUGAAGGAGGCCGGACAGGAGAGCAAGAUGACUCCAGAGCAAUUCAGGCAGGCGUUCAUCAAAUCUGGUCGAUACACCGCCGGUCUGACCGCAAAAUACGAAGAUUCUAGCAUCACUUCAGCCGCAGGAAGCAGGCAGAGUCUAGCUGAGAAUAUUGUCGUUGGAAUGCGGUUCCAAAAUGCGCAGGUCGUGCGGUUUUGCGACGCAAAGGCGAUGCCACUGGUACAAGCGUUGAAAGCAGAUGGACGAUGGCGUCUGAUUUUCUUCGUUGGCAAGAUUGGACAGUCUUGUACAAUUGCCAGGCUGGAGAAGAUUGCCAAAUACUUGGAUUCCGCCGAUGGUCCAGUCCGCAAGUAUACCUCUCCUUCGGCAGACGUCGACAGCUUCAUCGAACCGAUCGUUGUCUUCAACGGAGAGAGAGUCAAGCUUGAACAAGAAGAGAUACCCGAAUUCUUCUGGCCGGCGACAGGAAAGUGGAAGAUGCGAGAUCUUCAUAAGACUUUCGUUGAUGACGAGAGCUACAAUUCCGGCCACGGCCACGCCUAUGAGAAAUAUGGCAUUGAUCCAGACGUCGGCGCCACUGUCAUCGUGCGCCCUGAUCAAUACGUCUCAAAAGUCAUGUCGAUCGACGAUACCGAAGGCAUGGGUCAGCUAUUCGACGCGUUUUGCGUCAGGCAGACUCAGAACGGCGCUCACUGAGUCUCGACAAUCCAUUGGUUUCGUCCAUGUACCAAGACUAUAUUCAACCAAAACUCUAACCCUACUCUAGCCACUUCUCCUCCGCAGCAGACUACCCACACCCAACAUGUUCACAACAGUAUGCUGUCCGACCACCCAAGCUGCAGUGUACAGAUACUUUGGCGAAAACACUGUCCAGAUAAACAAGUGCUCCCUCAGCACCAAACACGCCACCAUAACCGCCAACGUAUGCAAGCACGCAAACGUCGCCAGCGUGGUCAUCAUGAAAAUAAACCGUCCUUUGCUCAACUGCGCAGCGCUGAACAACUGACAAACCGCAAAUGCCCACCAGAUCGGCGCUGCCCAAUUACUCACAAACGUCAAGGCGCCCACCGCAGCGACGUUGUACCCACUCACACCAUUAUACGCGUUCGACAGAUCUAUCGUCGCGAUUGAGUUUGUGCCACCGAAGGUGAAGAACGAAGCGUACUGCGAGAGGAGUGCAAGAAUAGAUAUCUCACCGACACUGUGCUGGCGUCCGCGUCGAAAUAGAUACAAUUGAACAUGAAAGAACAAGUAUAGCGGAACAUACACUGUUCGUGUCUGGGUGAUAAGGAAGAUCGAGACCACGUCCUGGAAGGCGCCGAGGAAUGAGCGGAGAUUUUCUGCACCCUGCCACGGCGCCUCGUAAUAUAUUGCGCAGCCCAGCAAAUGUACCAGUCCGAGAAAGACGACUCUAGCCAGACUGACCAGCGGAUAUCGUGAGACAAAUACGACCAGAGGAUUGAGGAUCGGGAAUGAUUGUAACAACUCCGGUGCGUCGGCGGCCGUGAAAGCAAUCUUGAACAGGAAUGCGGACAUCGAGACCAGGACGGGGAGGAGGCCCAUCUGUCGUGCGCCCAUCCACUUCACGGCACGGCCGCUCAGGUUGCGCGAAAGGACGGCGUACGUGAGGACCACGAGGACCCAGAGAAUCCAAGGAUUCGGCGUGACGAGAUUGGUGAGCAGAUCGGGCUCGCCGGCGUAUUUCUGGCCUGUCUGGCGCCAGCGGCGGAUCGCGAGGAGAAGGAGGAAUGCAAGCACCGAGCCCAAGGGCCCGUGAAUCGCCCUUUGAGACGAGUACCGGGCAUCUUUGCAGAACAGGACAAUGAGCCACGCACUCAAGAUCCAGUACCAAAAUUGGUGCUCUUCCUCGACGUAACUGCUGGCGAACAUUGUGAUCGCGUAGAUGAGCAUAGUCAGAACAAGUAUGAUGCCAUCAGCC